CAGGCACGGUGCGAAAGAGACCGCGAACAGAACAAUCAAAAUCUGGUAUAGAAUCUGGGAUGGAUCGAGGUCAAAGGUGGGAAAUUAAUUGAAACUGGAACAUAUCAUAUGAUUCCGUGAUGGAAGUGCGUGCAUCAUCAUCAUCAUCGAGGAGGAUUUUGUUGCUUAUUCUGUUUAUCUUUAGCUUUUCACCAACAAUCACUGCAAUUAGGAAGGAUGUUAGCUUUCAAACCAUCCAUCCCUGCAAAACCACCGUUCAAGGCAGAUACCUCCUUUCAGAUGAAAACGGUUAUGUGUGUAAUGCUUUGUCUGUUAAUUCACGCUCUCGUUGCUGCCCUCCGAAGGGGGAGAAAUUUUCUUGUCAUGAAUGCAAUCUUCUUUCACAAUGCUGCAACUCUUAUGAAUAUUGUGUUUCCUGCUGCCUCAAUCCUGCUCUGACGAGUAAGGAACAAGUGCUGAAGAUGAAGGUUGCUAAGCCUGCUACUGCAAGAACUUAUACAAGUGUUUUUGACUACUGUGCUGGGAGAUGCCGUCAUAGUUCCGAGAGUGUGGUCCAUGAAAAUGCUUACAUUAGUGACUUCCACCACUGCUUUUCUCUGCCAUCGAAUUCUUCAUCAGGGAAAAAUAGUACUCUCAUAGAAGCCAGACUGAAUGGCAUCAAUGUUGUUGUUGGGAGGCAAGGUGAAUCAUGUAAUUCUGUUUGCAAAUCAAGAGGACAAUUAUGCGUCCCAAAUAAACUUGCCGUGCUUAAUAAUUGUGACAUAAUCCAGGAUCUUGUUUGUACACUGAAACAGUGUCUAUGCUUUCUUGUGAUGGUUUACAUCAGCACACAAGGAGACUGUGCCCCUGUGCAUAGUGUUAGCUGGGUACUGGGCUUCAUACUGAAAAUUUUGGUUUGGAAGGAGGCGGCGACUCUUGAUUUAAUGUCACUGACCAAGGAGGCAACUCGUGUACCUCAUCAACCUUUUGGAAAUUUUAUGUACCAUUCAUCUGAGCUUAUGUUGUAAAAAUUAGCUCUUUAUUAUUCCUUCCAAAAUUUUGAAAGAACUCUACUUUGUACAGGCUACUUUCCUCUCCUUGAAUGGAUUAUCGAGAGAGGAAAUGAGAUGACAAAAUGUUGUAGUAUAAAAUUGGUAUGUAUGGUGAAUGUAAAACUUUUAACAUGAUCAACUAAUUAUAAAUACUGUUUUAUGUUUUUAAA
Molecule: messenger RNA, 1201 nt
Organism: Vigna umbellata (rice bean)
Lineage: Eukaryota; Viridiplantae; Streptophyta; Magnoliopsida; Fabales; Fabaceae
Source: RefSeq, a predicted model, not a curated record